ACGAAACAGUUUCGCUUCGAGCAGUCUCGCGCAAGUUGCAUCGCCAAGGAAAAAAUCUAUAAAUUGAUUUUAAAGUAAACAAGCCAAAGGAAUUUUAGAUGAAAACCAUUCGAAAGAUAUUGCCGCCUCCGACGCGCUUCAGGCACAAGCUAUGCACCACCCGUGGCAUUUGGGAGAGACUUAUGUCGCCUAUUUCGCCAGCCAAAUUGCGCACCACAGCAAUUUUGACGAGCCUUUAUCAAUUGCUGAUUGCGCAUGCUGUGCUCUUUCUGGUGCUGCUCUGCCUUGCGCAUGCGGAGCAAAUCCGUCAUGUGCUGGAAAUGGAUAUACUGGAUCAGAAGGACAGCGGCUUCUACAACAUGUCACCCUUCCAUAAUGAAAUGCGACUCAGGACGGCCUCCCAACUGGCGGAUGCUACUGAGAAUACGCUCUACGCUCUCGCCGUGAUGGCGACUGUUUAUGCCCUCACUACCAUUUCAUUGUUCGUUGGCGUGUUUAAGAACAAACCGGGUUUGAUUAUACCUUGGCUGGUGAUUGAAUUUCUGCUGCUAGUUGCUAUGAGCGUGUUUAUUUUCAUGUUUAAGGACACCCAGCUGGCCAUGAUGUUUUUCUACCAGCCUAUCUACUUUUUCAUGUGUUAUUCGCUGGUCCUCAUUGACGGCUUCAAGUGGUAUAUAAUGCAUAGCUACUAUCAGAGUCUCUGCACAAUGAACAAGCUGCGAGAAAUUGCCACUGUGGCCAUUCCUUGUCCAGCACCAGGCUCUCUGGUUCCCUAUCAGUACCGGCGGGAAAAUAUGUAUCUGGGCAGCAAUGGAUACAAGCACAUACUAACCGAGUCUCCUGAUGGACAGUGUUAGAUAUGAAUGCAACGAUCAAACGAACUCACAUUUCCACCCCCUACCCAAAGGCUCACCAACUUCUAGCAUCAAGUGUCUUAUUUAGUUUGCAUUAUUAAUUGCAUAUUUGGAACGCGUGUGAUAUGGACAAAAGAUAACUAUUUUAAUUAGCAAAGGGCUCGAAGGACUCUACAGCAUGAUAGCAAUAUACAGUGAAUGAAAAAAGAGCAUAUUAUGAUUUGAUAAAUCUUUAUCAACAUAAACUAUUUUCUGUGUAGUGCUUAACUCCCAUUACUAUUUAAUCGUGUAGUAAAUCAAAAAAGUUAAUGAAGCUU
Drosophila busckii is the source of this 1171-nucleotide messenger RNA. RefSeq lists its product as uncharacterized. Bases 99 to 857 code for a protein of 252 amino acids. The transcript has 4 exons. Lineage: Eukaryota; Metazoa; Arthropoda; Insecta; Diptera; Drosophilidae. The record is from RefSeq and is a predicted model, not a curated record.